Messenger RNA from Lates calcarifer (barramundi perch), 9109 nucleotides. Its product is annotated as collagen alpha-1(XXVII) chain B-like. The record is from RefSeq and is a predicted model, not a curated record. NCBI's taxonomy places the organism in Eukaryota, Metazoa, Chordata, Actinopteri, Centropomidae. Gene Ontology annotation, molecular function: extracellular matrix structural constituent.
GAGAGUGGAAAGUCUUGGGAAUUCAGUUUCUUGACUGUGACUUAGGGCAAAAACCAAACAAAUGAAGUGAACAAUGGUUACUUACACUCAUGGGAAGUUCAGUGAUUCAGACUUCCUUUAAGUUUCCUGGGCAGGGUGAUGCAAUUUAUUUCCACUUACAGUAUAUAAAGGGUCAGUGUCUGUUUGCAGGGCCGUUAAUGUUUGAUGCCUUUGUAAUGGAGUGCCUCUGGAUACACACAGGCCGUGAGGACAUUGCCCUUCUUGUCUGUGAACUAAAACUUGCAGUAACAAAAGCUCACAUCCGACGUAGCUCAGACAGGUACAUGGGAAGUUCUCUUUCAAAGUGGUGAGCUCCCUUCCUUCCUGGCCCUGAGAGGACAAACUGUGAGGGGGCUCUGUGUGAGCAGGAGGGAUCCAGUUGCAGGCAGCUGAAUCGGUGCUCUGUUGGGUCUCCCCUGGACACUGUCAUAGCGUGUUUGCUGAAGGCGGGUCAAUGAGGACUUUCUUUGGCAGAGGAAUUUCACAGCACACGACAGCGCACACACAAACACACACUGCAACUAGUGCAGCCCUGCAACCCAGAUCCCUGCUACUCUGGUGAGAACGGAAGUGGAUGUUGCUGAAGCAGGAGGUGAAAGAAGGCUGUCAAAGAAAGCUGGUCUACUGGUUUAAAUUUCACUUGAUGACAUUGAUUGGUCAUUUGUUAUAACCGCAAUGCGUUCAUCGUAUCUUCUGUAAUGAGGUGGAACAGAGCAGUUGUGAGGCACAAACAGAAGGAGUGUUUACAUGGUGAAUUUUCAUCUGUCAAAUAGAUUAUACCAUGAAAGUUGUACCACCCCUGUCACAAGAAAUAAAAUAUAUUUCAAAAGGAGCCAAUUUAUCUGUGAGGUGAUUACAUGAAGCUUCUUUACUGCAACUGGGCCUCACCUAUACUGAUAAUACAAGGAGGAAAAUUGCUCUGGAUCUCAGGGUCAUACCUUGUGUUUUUGGUUUCAACAAUUUUUGUGACCUGAAGUGGAGUUUUUAUUUGAGCCUGACCAAUAAACAGACUGAUUCUAGCUUAUCACUGAUAUAAAUGUCAAACACAUUCCCAUGGCAAUUCAGAAACACAAUUGCCAUUACACAGUUUGUCCACAAGAGGUCACUAACUAGUUCAAAAAACAAUCUCAACUCAAGGUCACCUUACAUGCAUGUUUUUGACCGUAUCACAUGGUCUUCAUCGGCAGCUAAAUUUUGCUCAGCUGCUGUGUUAAACUUAAAAACAUUAUUAAAAAAACAUUUUGAACACUUCUGUGAGAUCUUGUCCGUUUUGUCUUUUUAAAGUUGAUCAGUUUAACAUUCAGAAUAUAGUUGUUGUGAGUUGACUUGUCAUGGAUUGAAAAACAUAGGUGUUACUAAAAGCAUUAAUGAUGGCUCUGUUCUCUUAAACUGUCCCACUAAUGCUGCAUUUCAGACAACUCAGAAGUUGAGAUUUUCCUGCCUCUUAGAAACAGUACAAUAGAAUGUCACUCAAAGCUGAGGGUCCUACUUGUGAACUUGGGGCAAGUCCAUCUUCCCCUUCUUCAUGGAGAAGCAGUUGUUUCACUUCACACAAUUUUAUUAUUUACACCUGUGUUUUUAUUACUCGGUGUGUCUGCCAUGAAAAUUGUAAUUUAAUCUUUAACGUAUGUAAUAAAAUGUUGAACUUUUUUCAAAAUAACAGUAAAUUUUACAGAGGGUUUUUGGUGGCUGUUGGAAGUUUCCUUCAAGGGUGUGUGGGGUGGCUGAGGGGGGCUGGACUCAUGGGCUCAGUAUCUCUAAAAUCCUCUGUGUGGCCCUGAAAAUGCUGCUAUUGCAACAAGCAGCUUCAACAUCAAAUGUGUUCAGUGAUUUAAAACCGCACAUAAAACCUGACUGACCACAAAUACACACACAACGUAUAUGUUACACGUACAAUGUGAGAGGACCCUGCUCUCUAAAAAGACACACCUUCAGCUGUAGGAACUCCAAUUUUGUUUCCCUCGAUGUCAGCUGAGGGCGACAGAGGGAGGUGUUCCCCCCUCCCGGUUCUCAAGAUUUCCCUCGGUCCACAAUAAACUUUCAUUUUGGGAAGUCGACACACACACAUACACACACACAACGGCGGUCGUCAUCUUGUCCUGCAACUGUUCCCCGGGAGAGCUGGACCAGCCUUGACUUGACGUUCAUUGUACUUUGCAAAACGCGCGAAAGGGAUACUGGAGAAAACAUAGGAAGCGCACAGGUGGAGCUCUCCGGAGCGUCUUUUUGUAAAAAAAAAAAAAAAUUGCUGUCACCUUCUGGAGGGAGGCUACAGGGAUACAAAAGGGGGACAAGACAAUGACAGAAAGCAGCAGUUUCACUGCAGGUUAAUCCAACAGUUUUUGCUUUGUUGCUUUGUUUUUGUUUUCCGGUUCGUUCACUCCUCGCGCGACCCCUCAAUGAACACCUGGAAUGGAAAAACUUUAUCUGCCUCGUCUGGACUGUAGUAAAAACUCCCAAGAAAGAAUGAAGUAACCGCUAUGGAGCCGGACAAUGCCCCGUACUCCAAACUCAAAACCACUGGAGUCGGGGGGAGAGUUCUGAUUCUUUGGACUAUACUCUCUUGCACCUGCUCUCUAAGGCUUGCACAAGCACAAGAUGUGGAUGUUCUGCAGCAGCUCGGGCUUUCGGGGCGAAGGGCAGGCGGGUCAUCAUCUUCAGGUGCUCGAUCCAUCCCUAAUGGCAUCAUCCCCUUUAAGUCUGGAGUUAUCCUCACCCCGAGGGCACGUAUCCAGGUGCCUCUGCGCACUGUCAUCCCUGCUAACUACAGCUCCACCAAUCUUUCCCUGAUCCUCAGCCUGUCUGUUCACCGCAUCAACAGCGCUUUUCUUUUCUCAGUGCAGUCUAAGAAACGGAAAGUGCAGCUCGCAGUGCAGUUCAUCCCAGGCAAGGUCCUGGUACAUGUGGGACACAGGAGCUCUGUGAGUUUCGACUAUGAUGUCCAUGAUGGCCGGUGGCAUAGUCUGGCCUUGGACAUCCAAGGUCAUCAGGUGUUCUUACACACUUCUUGCGGAGAGAAUAGCAUACAUACAGAUUUGCCCUCUAAAAAAGUGGAGGCCCUGGAUCCGGAGGGCUCUUUCCUGCUGGGCAAAAUGAACCACAACUCGGUGCCGUUUGAAGGUGCCAUCUGUCAGUUUGACAUUUAUCCCUCUGCUAAGGCAGCUCAAAACUAUUGUGAUUACAUUAAGAAACAUUGCAGAGAAGCCGACACGUAUCGGCCCAUGUUUCCACCCCUGCUACCUCUAUUUUCCACAGACCCAAACAUUACUGUUACUCAUAUAACUCCACUGUCAAUGACGGAGCUUUCCAAGAAGGGCCAGAGACCUACUCUGGCCUUGAUUGAGGAAAACACCAGGACUACAAUUCUUGUUCCAACUGACCGCUUGCUAAUGCAGAACAAAACAUCUGUGUAUCAGACUGCAAGCACUCCAAAACCUGGUGCUGUGUCUGUUUCUCCACCGGUUCAUCCAGGGUUGGAAAGCCCGUUAAAAUUUCCAACUCAAACGGUUACUACAUCUCUUAGGAUCAGCGUGACACCACCAAACCCAACUUUACAUGCUGGUAAGAACACAAAGCAAGGACAUACGAACACCCUGAAACCCUCUGGGAAUAGUUUGGAUUUACCUGCUUCCACCAGACCAUCAGAGAUGAAGCCAAACCUCCAGACCACAGCUGCUUCCACACAGGGGUCUCCUUCAAACGCCUACCUUCCCCAUAAAGAGAAGUUGAGCACAGUAGCUCCAAAGAAACCUGAGCCAAAAGUGACCAGUGUGCAGGAUGUCAAACCCACCUCGCUUAUUCCAGUCACUCCAGCUGCAACAGAUGGCUUCCAAACAUUUGACCUGGAACCGACCCACUUCUCACUGCUGGCUGGACCACCUGGACUAAAGGGAGAACCAGGACCGCCGGGCCUUCAAGGACUUCCAGGGUUGCCAGGAAAGCCAGGGAAGAGGGGCCCACGAGGUCCCCCUGGCCCACAUGGAAACCCUGGUCGUCCUGGACCUCCUGGAGUGAAGGGACAAAAAGGAGAUCCUGGACUUUCCCCUGGUCAAGCCCCAAAAGGAUAUAAAGGAGAGCCUGGUGUCAUGGGCCCCCCUGGACUGCCUGGCCAAAAUGGACGAAAGGGACAAAAGGGUCAUCCUGGUCCUUCUGGUCUCCCAGGUGAACCUGGUCAGCGGGGAGAUGAUGGAAGCCCUGGGGCCAAAGGCUAUCCUGGCAGGCAGGGUUUUCCUGGGCCUAUAGGAAAAAUGGGGCCAAAAGGAGUCAGGGGUCACAUUGGCAUCCCUGGGCUUUUUGGCCUCCCUGGUCCUGAUGGCGAGAGAGGAGGUCCUGGCGUUCAUGGGAAGAAGGGCAAGAUGGGUAGGCCGGGGUUUCCUGGUGAUUUUGGAGAGAGGGGACCUCCUGGGCCUGAUGGUAACCCAGGUGAACUCGGAGCUCCUGGCCCAUGUGGAGUCCCUGGUCUUAUUGGAGACAUGGGCCCUGUUGGCAUGAUGGGAUUUGCAGGACCGCCAGGACUCAAGGGAGUACCAGGAAACCCAGGGGAACCAGGACUGAAAGGUGAUAAGGGGGAUUUUGGUGUGCCAGGAGAGCCAGGGGAGUGUGGAUUCCAAGGGGACAAGGGUAUCCGUGGCUCACCUGGGUUGCUGGGGCCGCGUGGAAAACCUGGACCGCAGGGCAAACCUGGUGAAAAGGGCCCUACUGGUUUACCUGGCCCUCCUGGCCCAGAGGGCUUUCCAGGUGACAUUGGCCCACCGGGUCAAAAUGGCCCUGAGGGACCCAAGGGAAAGCAAGGGACAAGAGGUUUGCCAGGUCCAAGAGGAACACCUGGACUUCAGGGUGAUGAGGGACCAGUUGGGCCAGCUGGACCCGCUGGACUCGAGGGCAGGCCUGGGAGGCAGGGAUUCCCUGGAUUGACAGGCCCAGAUGGACUCAAGGGCGAGACCGGGAUAACUGGCGAGGUCGGAAAGCUUGGCGAGAGGGGACUGCCUGGUUUUAUUGGACCAAUUGGAGAGAUGGGCAUUGCUGGAGAAAAGGGGGAUCGAGGGAAAACAGGCGCCCCCGGGCCGCCAGGUGAACCAGGGCCGAUGGGUCACACUGGAAUGCCUGGAGAGACGGGGCAACCUGGACCACAAGGAAUCCCAGGGCCUCCUGGUUCUCGGGGAUCUUUCGGCAUCAGAGGACCCAAAGGCAUCAGGGGUCCAAGGGGUCCUGAUGGGCCAGUGGGGGAGAAAGGGUCUACAGGAAUAAAGGGCCCUGAUGGUCCACCAGGAAAAGUGGGCCUCCCUGGAGAGAUGGGAAGGCCUGGCGAGCCGGCUGAAGCUGGGCCUAAGGGAUUUCCAGGUGUUCAAGGACCCUCGGGACCUCCAGGAGCCAAAGGAAUUGCUGGAGAGCCAGGACCACCAGGGCCACCAGGAACGAUUGGGCCACUGGGGGAGAUGGGGCAGAUGGGUCCACCAGGGAAGGCUGGAGAGAGAGGGCCACCUGGUGAAACCGGAGAGAAGGGUGCCACUGGUCUACCUGGCAACAUUGGGGAGCAGGGUUUGAUAGGCCAGAGAGGUGAGCCAGGCAUUGAUGGGGAGGCUGGACCAAGUGGACCCGAUGGAGCCAAGGGUGAAAAGGGGGAUGCUGGUUCAGAGGGCGCCAAAGGAGACAGGGGUGAAAUUGGCUUGAAAGGAAAGGAAGGACCUCCCGGGCCUCCUGGACUAGUGGGUGUGAGGGGUCAGGAGGGUAAACCUGGCAAAAUUGGUGAAAGAGGAAAACCAGGAGAAAAGGGGAGCAAAGGUCACCAAGGUCACCUGGGAGAGACUGGGCCAAUCGGUGAGCAGGGAGAAAUGGGGUUUGUUGGACAGAAGGGAGCAAGAGGAACCAUCGGGCCAGUGGGUGCUCCAGGGAGAAUGGGCCAACAAGGAAAUCCAGGCAUAUCCGGUUACGAGGGUCACAUGGGACCACAAGGCCCACUGGGACCUCCUGGGCCAAAAGGUGAAAAGGGUGGACAGGGGGACGACAGCAAGGUAGAGGGUUCUCCAGGUCCCCAAGGUGACAGAGGUCCUCCUGGAGACAGAGGAGAGAGAGGAGAGCCAGGUGACCCUGGAUACAUUGGUCAAAUGGGUUUUGAUGGAAAGAGAGGAGAUGCUGGUGCUCCAGGGCUUCCUGGACAUCCUGGGCCAAAGGGACAACCAGGGCUGAAAGGAUCCAAAGGUGAUCAAGGUCAGAAAGGAAAGACGGGGGCAACAGGUGCACCUGGGACCAAAGGACCACCAGGUCUGGAGGGUCCUCCUGGUCCACGGGGGGUUGUGGGCAGGGAGGGACUUGAGGGGCCGCCUGGAAUGGAUGGACAGCAUGCUAAAGAUGGAAGUAAAGGAGUCAAGGGGGAGCAAGGAGAAGAUGGAGCGGUGGGCUCACCUGGAAAACCUGGAUGGCCAGGUAAAACUGGUGUGACAGGGCUUCCUGGAAGUCAAGGCUCCUUUGGGCAAAAGGGUGAGAGGGGUCUCCCAGGCCAUACUGGUCCAUCAGGAAAAAAAGGCUCUAUUGGUGGGAUGGGAAUGCCAGGAAAACAAGGAGACCAGGGACCUAAAGGGCAACCAGGAGACACUGGUGAACAAGGAUUUCCAGGAGUGUUUGGUCUGUUUGGACCAAAGGGACCUCCUGGAGACACUGGCCCAGCAGGGAUACAAGGACCAAAAGGACCACGUGGUUUGAUGGGUAUGGAGGGAGCUUUGGGCCCCGUUGGCAUCAUUGGCCCCAGCGGUCAUCCUGGACCCCAGGGUGACAAAGGAAGUCGGGGGGAGACGGGGAUGCAAGGACCAAAGGGAUCACCGGGUCCUCGUGGACCACCAGGACCACCAGGUCUUCCCAGUUCUGCCGUUUCACUUAGAAAUGAGGCCCUUGGCGCUGCCUUUCAAGUAAUUAUUGAUUCCCAUGCUGCACUGAGGCAAGAGAAUUAUCAAAGCAUGGAUCUGCCCAUGUUAGACCAGGGCACAGAGAUUUUCAAGACCCUGCAGCACCUCAGCACUCUGAUCCAAAGUUUAAAGAACCCACUGGGAACCCGUGACAAUCCUGCCAGAAUCUGCCGAGACCUCUACAACUGUGAACACAGGAUGUAUGACGGCACUUAUUGGAUCGACCCAAACCUUGGCUGCACCGCUGACACUAUUGAAGUGACAUGCAACUUCACUGCCGGAGGACAGACUUGCCUGAAACCUAUCACAGUAUCCAAGUUGGAGAUAGGAGUGGGUCGUAUCCAGAUGAACUUCAUCCACCUUUUGAGCACUGAGGCCGUGCAGCACAUCACCGUUCACUGUCUCAACACACCUGUGUGGGCAGCAGGGCCCUCCCUACAGCCUUCAACCAAGGCUGUAAGCUUCAAAGCCUGGACUGGCGAGAAGAUCCAGGCAGGAGACCUCCUGGAGCCUCUCAUACCCAAGGAUGACUGUUGGAUCAAAGAUGGCCGCUGGCAUCAGACCCACUUCAUCUUCCAGACCCAGGACCCAAACUUACUCCCCAUAGUGGAUGUGUACAACCUACCAACAACAGAACCUGGUGCACGCUAUCACCUCGAAGUUGGGCCUGUGUGCUUCCUAUAGGGCCCUGUGGAGGGGCCAGGAAUACUCCUGCAUGCAGGAGUGACUGGAUGAGGGGGAUGGAUAGGGAUGAAUGGCCCUUCAGACCCCUGUUUCAUCUCUACAAAAUAUGCUUGGACUGCAGAACAGGAGGGGGCACCAGAGAAAGGCGGCCCAUUGGAAAUGCAGAGAUAAGACUUCUGGCACUAAUCAGCCUAUGGAAAACAAAAAUAAGCUCCGUUUUCAGAGACUUGUUUGUGUGAUACAAGAUCUGAAUGCCCCUUUUGGAAGUAAUAUCAACGUCAUUUCUGUCAUCUCUUGGACCAUGUUGUAUCAUAUUUUCUUCACGGUCUGAUACCGGAUUUUGCAAGAACCUAAAAAAGUUUUUCAAGAGAUCUGUACAGAAAUAUGGAACAGUAACAUCUGCAAAUGCAAUAAUUCCUAUUUUAAUGUUAAAGUAUUAUUUAUACAUGUAUAUGUACUGUAUAUUGUAAUAUAAAGUGCAAUAGUUAUUGUUCUACAGCCUUUAGGCAUAUACAGUAUCAACAUCAUAUCACUCAUUCAGGUAUACAGUGUGCCUCAGACACACAGGCAUACUGCCGCCAGGUAAGUGUUCUUGAGCCUCUACUAACUGUCCAGUGCUGAGAGACCCCACAUUUAAACAGACAUCUUCACCAAAACAACUGCUGUGUGGUACUUUCCAUGUUAAAGUGGACCCAAGGUUUCCACAGUGUGAACCAAGAAAAGUGUGUCAAGAUGCUACCUCGUACUGCACCUCUCAUCUCACAGCAAGCGAGUCGUCACCUGAUAUAAUCUGGGAUGACACAGAGGUGACACCUGGUGCUGCAACAGUUGACACUCGUAUGAUAAACUCUUGUCAGCUCUCAGCAAAGCAAUGUCUGUGCUUUUACGAAAAAGGGAAGAUUGUAAACUAUACCCACAGGCCAAAUACAAUAAAUUAUAUUUUCAAGGUAGUAUUUUAACAUUUUGCAAUAUUCUUUGUAUGAGUCUGACACUAUAACUUAAUUUUUUCUUUUUUGUUAAAAUGUAAAUGUAUAAUUAUGCAACCUUUAUUAUCUACAGUGGAUUCUAUUUAAAUACUAUUUAAAUUCUGAUUAGCUUUCCAGUUCAAAACCAGGCAUCAAGGUCAUGUUUUUAGCAAUGUUUUUGUCACUUGGAGCUUUAAAACUUCUACAGUCUGUAUGAGGGUUUAUAUAUAUAUAUAUAUAUAUAUAUAUAUAUAUAUAUAUAUAAAAUUAAGCUGUCCUAAACAUUCAACUGUAGGACAUUACCAGCCUGAUUAUUAUUUACUGUUAAUGCUUCUGACACUACAAUGUGCAGCAAUUAUGGUUGGUCCCACCAAUCUAUAAACUCAGAGGAUUUCUUACAAUACACAACAUUAAACUACCACAGUACAUGAGCUUACAGUGUUUGGUCUGUACAGAUGUUCUAUGCUGCGUGAAUGAAGUCUAAUGACUUAACAGGUAAUUCAAUAAAUGUCUGAAAACCUU